UUCUUAUACAGUCAUUCUGAAGAUAAUGAAAGAUGGUAUAUAAUACCAAGAUUAAUUACAGAUGUGCAUAUCCUGAUACUGAGAAUUCUGGCCAUUGUCACGUUGAAAAGAAGAAACUAAACUAUCCAGUUUUAUGCCCUUACAAAAAUGGAUUUGUGAAAAGCAGCACCUGGAACACGAACUUGGAAAGCCAUGAUUGUGGUCUGCCCUUUUGCUUAAGGAACCAUGGAAACUCUGGCUCUAACCACUCUGUCACUGAUUUUGCUCUAUUAGAUAUUCUUGAAGAUUCUACCAGCAGUACUUCUGAAGAACUUCUAGAUUCCCCCAUUUCUGAUGAGCAGGAAACUAUGUCACCAACAUGGCAUCCAUCCAAUGUCCACCAUAUGGGAGACUUUUCUGAAGAAUAUUAUGUGGCACGUUCAGCAUUGCCAUUACAAACGGUGAACUCUGAUGCAAAUGGCGUUGGAGAUUUGUCCAAAUGUUCCACGGAAGAUAUGGCCCCUUCCUCUAUUGAGGGACCCAAAGAGAAUUAUGUUGACACUAUGGAUGAGCUUCAGUGUUUGGUAGAAACAGUGUCAGAAUAUUUAGCAGAGAAGGAAGAAGAGAUUAAUAGAUUUGGUUCCCUUUCAAAAACUAGAAAACCACAUGAACACAACAUUGCUGUUGAUAAUGCAGAACGGAAAACACCCGAGAAUCAAACAUCACCUUUAGCUGUGACCCAGAAUGCCAAGGCCAAGGCUGUAGUAUCUUUCCCUGAGCUGAAUGGAGUAAAAUGUGCUGUUGGUUCUUUAUUCAGUUCACUAACAGAGAAGGUAGGUUCAGGCACAAAGCAUCUUACAACCUCUGUGGAAAAAACUGGUUCAUUUAGUUCCAGAGAAAACAGAAACUCUUAAUCAAACAGAGGCAGUUAAUUUGGGAACUAGCCUGCAUACCAACUCAGUAUUCAAGACGGAUCUUUCUGCACAGUCUUUAUUAUCCCCCCAAACAACGGAUGAUAAGGAUGCUGACAGACACUGCAAACCCUCUGAGAUGAGCACCUGGGUGAGAAGACUAAAGGAGUAGGCUUCCAGGACACCACAGAAACUGUGAGAAAGGACUCAGCUCCACAGAGUCAGAGUUCAAUUGUGAAGUCUGU
This is a messenger RNA of Peromyscus californicus insignis, 1135 nucleotides long. RefSeq lists its product as uncharacterized. The transcript has a single exon. NCBI's taxonomy places the organism in Eukaryota, Metazoa, Chordata, Mammalia, Rodentia, Cricetidae. The coding region runs from base 33 to 893 and encodes 286 amino acids. The record is from RefSeq and is a predicted model, not a curated record.